This is a messenger RNA of Eruca vesicaria subsp. sativa (arugula), 914 nucleotides long. Lineage: Eukaryota; Viridiplantae; Streptophyta; Magnoliopsida; Brassicales; Brassicaceae. The record is from the annotation of a GenBank genome assembly.
AACGCUCAAAGCUUCUUUCACAAUCUCAAACGACAAGUUUCAAACGAGAAAAAAGACAAGAGAAGAGAGAGAUGUGUCCUUCUGGUAGGCUCGUGAGUUCCAUAACCACCGCAAACCCCGAUUUCCGACCAGCGUUCGAGAUCAUCGACGCCGACCGCGACGGUAAGAUAAGCAGCGACGAUCUCCGAGCAUUUUACGCCGGGAUCUCGAGAUCUUCUCCCGACAAGGACGAAGACGAGACGAUGAUGAUCGGUACGAUGAUAUCAGUGGCGGACGCGAACAAGGACGGGUUCGUUGAGUUCGACGAGUUCGAGAAAGUUCUUGAAACGGCGCCGCGUGGACGCGGAUCUUGUGACGGGUUGAUGAAAGAUGUGUUCAAGAUGAUGGAUAGGGAUGGAGAUGGGAGGUUGAGUUAUGGAGACUUGAAGAGUUACAUGGAGUCGGCUGGUUUGGCUGCUGACGAUGAUGAGAUCAAGGCUAUGAUUAGAUUGGGCGGUGGCGAUUUAAACGGCGGCGUUUCGUUCGACGGUUUGCUCAGGAUUUUUGGGUGUUGAAAAAGUUGGAAACCCGUGUUUUUUUUUAUUUCAACCACUCGUGUUUCGGGACUUUUGUCAGUAAUUCAGUUUUGUCUGUUUGCAGGGGUGUUUGUGUCCAUCCAUAUUUUUGUCUUAAUGAAUUAAAAAAAAAAAACAAAAGAUAAUUGUUGUAACAAUUCGUAUAUUCUGUGAUUUUGUGAUUUUGUGAUUCAAGAGCUCUAAUGGACGCAUUAAUAAAAAUGUUAUAGGAGUAAUAUUUGUCCAUGAGGUGCUCACAAACAUCUGCUUUAAAUGCCAAAACAUCCAAAGUUUACACAACAUUUAUCACGAUCUUCUACUUCUUAUUGUUUUCGAUGCACUUGUAGAGGAUUCACAUCU